AUGCAUCUUCACUGCAGAAGAUCGAAACCAUGCCACAACAAUACAACUUCAAAACAACAUAGCCCACAGACAACCCGCGCAAGCUCUGCACCACAGCCCUCAACAUCCUCUAUCCUUAAUCGUUCGUUCUGGACCUGCCGCUCCUCAUGGAAGCGCGCACGAAUCAACACCCUGCGGUGCCUCAUCGGCUGCACCAUCGGUGACUUCUCCGCCCUCUGGAUGCUGCAAAGCUUUACCCCAGAUCUCGGGAUGGGCACGAUUAUGGGACUAUCCAUGGCCUCCGGCAUCACCACCUCCAUCCUUCUUGAAACAUAUCUCCUCUGGCGGGGCGCAGACCAGCUUUCCCUGCCGAUGGCCUGCCGGACGGCCAUGGGGAUGAGUAUGGUCUCCAUGCUGGCGAUGGAGAUCGCCGAGAAUGCGGUGGAUUAUCAUCUGACGGGGGGCGUGGUCGCUGUCGGGGACCCGCAGUUCUGGCUGGCGGCGGGCGUGUCGGUGGGCGCGGGGUAUCUGGCUCCGUUGCCGUAUAACUAUUGGCGGUUGCGGAAGUACGGGAAGGCUUGUCAUUGACCUU
Molecule: messenger RNA, 571 nt
Organism: Aspergillus uvarum CBS 121591
Lineage: Eukaryota; Fungi; Ascomycota; Eurotiomycetes; Eurotiales; Aspergillaceae
Product: DUF4396 domain-containing protein
Exons: 3
Coding region: 1-567 (188 amino acids)
Source: RefSeq, a predicted model, not a curated record